This is a messenger RNA of Dentiscutata heterogama, 1479 nucleotides long. The record is from the annotation of a GenBank genome assembly. NCBI's taxonomy places the organism in Eukaryota, Fungi, Glomeromycota, Glomeromycetes, Diversisporales, Gigasporaceae.
AUGUUUGCUCUUUGGAGUUUAAGACCUAAAUCUUCAAAUAAAACCAUUUUAUUCAUACUCAUUUUUACAUGUAUGAUUUUCGGGAUAAAUAGUUUUACUCCGGAUGGUAGAGCUGGUCAUGUAACAGUAAUAGUUAAAAACCAGAUUUAUUUUAUGGGAGGAUCUCGUGAAAUUUCAGAUGGAGACCCAAGAAAGAGUUCAAUAAGAGGAUAUAAUUUAUCAGACGAAGUUUUUACAUUAGAUCUUAUGUCACAAUUUUCUACAGUCAACCCACCAUAUGUUGAACUUCCUGGUACUUCAAAAAUGAUAUAUGGAAGUGCUAAAGGAACUGCAGUGGUUGGUGGUCCUAGUCAGGAAGAUGUAUAUCUCGUCGAAGGCGCAUUUCAAAACCUCACACUCCUUAAUCAAAUUGAUCAUAAUGCAACGAUAACUUCAAAUCAAACAUUAAUGGUAAAUGAAUUAAUUAAUACUUGGAAUGUAACAAAUCAAACUAUUUUUAUUUACCGGCCAUCUACGAAAUCUUGGUUGAGUUUUGAAUCAGUUGCUAAAGGGGGACCAACGAUUAGACGUAGAUCAACUUCAACAAUAAUAGAUCAGGAUAGAAGGAUAAUAUACAUAUUUGGAGGAAGAGCCGAGUUAGAUACUGGUUCACUUACGUUUAUUUGCUUUAACGAUUUAUACACUUAUGACACCGCCGUGUCAAAAUGGAAUAAGAUUAAUGCAGCCAAUGCUCCUUCUCCUCAAAGUCAUAGCACUGCGACAUUACUUCCAAAUGGUAAAAUUCUUUAUAUUGGAGGUGUUUAUCAAAUUUCUCCUGGAGAAGAUGCAUUGCCAAUUGAUAUGACAAAUAUCUCGGUAUUUGAUACAAAUUCUUUGACCUGGUCAUACAAGAUAGCAAAGUCAUCAAAUCCUAUUCAAGCUCGAACAGGCCAUACAGCGACCUUAACACCAGAUAAUAAUAAAAUCAUCAUAAUAGGCGGAACUUCAAGCUAUGCAUUAAGUCUUACUACUGCAUAUCCGACUUUUUUGUCGCUGGAUAUUUCAACAGAACCUUAUGAAUAUUCUGAACUAAGUAACAUUACUAAUGAUGAAACCGGUUCGAUUAAUACAAAUCCGUAUAUUUAUUUAUUGGAAAUGCCGUGCCAAAACUGGGUAACCAUUUUUAGACCUGGCGAAUCGAGUUGUCCACAACCACCAGUUACAUUAAUUAUUUGUCUAACCAUUGCUUGCUAUGUAGUGUUUGUUGCAUCUAUAGUAGUAUUUAUAGUAACUAGGCGCUUACCGCUAACAAAUAAAUUGAUUAUUUAUGUGACUAUUGCUUGCUCUAUAGUGUUGAUUGCGGCUAUAAUAACCGAUACAGAACUUAUAAAUCCUCCUCGGCAAAUUGUUAAUGUGAUUAUUGGUGUUACUAUUGUCUUUUUUUUCGUAGUUAUAAUAGCAGAAAUGGUAUUUUUGUGCCGAAGAGGAAGAAAAGGAUAG